AACUACAUGUAAACAUUUCAUAGCAUCGCGUGAAAGAUUUACUUUAAAAAAGGGGUGCACUGUACGCUAGGUCUCACAAGUCCUGGUCCACUUAGCUUCUGAGUCGCCACUCUCACUUCCCUCGAGGUGACUUCGGUGCUCGGCUUGGAAGCGGCCUUGCCUGACUGCUUGCGAGUGCCCCUGGCGGACAUGGAUAAAAGUUUCCUCGCCCGGAUUACAGCCGCUGAACUCUUGGACGCUUCGACAGAAGAUUUGAGAUUCGUGUCGUUACGGAGGACGUCGGAUCGGCAACCAACUUGCUCUAACGCAGUCGACUGGCGAACCUCAAGCGAAACACGGCUGAGGCUUCACUCGGCUACUUGGUGGAGGACUGGCUGUCCCGCCGUCACCGUCGCUCUGCGAACACCGUGGGUCGGUGAAACAGCACCGCCGCCUGGCCAACACAUUCUGAUCCUGUCGAGCAGUUGCAUCCCCUGUGCCAGAGGCCUCAACUGCCCAGUGCACUGCAGGUCAAGGGAAGCCUCGCCGUUCAGAGCCACUCUUCACCAUGGCCAAGAAAUGCGCUGUUUGCGCCAAAAUGUGCCCGAGUUUAUCGUCUCUCACUACGCACCUUAGCUCGCACACUGGGGAGAAGCCCUUCAAGUGUGCGCUGUGCAGCAAGAGCUUCAGUCUGAAGUGCAACCUUCGGAGCCAUGUUCGGACCCACACCGGGGAGAAGCCUUUCCAGUGUACGCUGUGCAGCAAGAGCUUCAGUCUGAAGGGCAGCCUUCGGAGCCAUGUUCGAACACACACUGGUGAGAAGCCGUUUAAAUGCUCCGUGUGCUAUGCGAAUUUUAGGCAGGAAGCCCACCUUCGGAACCAUCUUCAUAUCCACACUGGGGAGAAGCCUUUUGAAUGCUCCGUCUGCUGUGUGAAGUUUAGUCAAGAAGCCACCCUUCGGAACCAUCUUCGAACCCACACCGGGGAUAAGCCUUUUGAAUGCUCCGUCUGCAAUGCGACGUUUAGACAUGAAGCCUCCCUUCGGUACCAUCUUCGAACCCACACCACCGAGAAGCCGUUUGAGUGCUCCGUCUGCAAAAGGAAGUACAGUAAUGAACCCAACCUUCGUCGCCAUCUGCGAACCCACACUGGUGAGAAGCCUUAUAAAUGCUCCGUCUGCAACGUGAAGUUCAGUCGUGAAGACCACCUUCGGAGCCAUCUUCGAACCCACACCGGGGAGAAGCCUUUUGAGUGCUCCGUCUGCAAUGCGAAAUUCAGUGCCAGUUGCAACCUUCGUCGUCAUGUUCGCAACCACAUUGUGGAGAAGGCUUAGUCCCAGGCUGGUAUGGGUCAUGCGAGUUUUUUCCAUUUUCAGAGGUAGUGAUAUGCUUCAGUUUGUUGAAUUAAUUGUUCUCAUGUGUUUACGUAUGGACCAUUGGUUUUUUUUUAAUGAAGGAUGUUAUUCUUGACAAUUAUUCAAUCCCCAGAGGAUGGGCUUGCAGCCGAAUUAAGCCUUGGCAAGUCACUGCAUGUGGACUUGAAUUGGGCAGUUGGCAGCCUCUGCAGUGAAUAUUGAGCACUCCAUUAAUUUGUGCAAAGUGGUCCGUUAAGUUUCAUGAACUGACAUCACAUUGUCGCCUAAAGUCUCUUGAAACUAAGGCUGAAUGAAACAGAGUUUUGGGCCCUUUUUUCUCGUUUGGAGCAUGAGGUCGUGACAGAAUAGUCCUGCUUCGUACUAUGAAAGAACUAGAUUAAGUGAUUCUACAUUUUUAUAUUUGAUAUGUGGUUAGUACUCUGCAAAAACUCUAUCACAAAGGGGGUAGAUACGUUAAUGCUUCAGUCUUUUUAUUGAGUUCUUCUACCUGUAAUUUACCUCAGUUACUUUUUUCUCCCUAAAUUCCAAAUCAAGUCAAAAGUAUUUUUCAAUAUUUAAUUGAAGCACAGAACUCUGCUAUAUAACUUUUUGUUAGCAGUUUGCACUCGCUCUCUUAAACGACGGUAGGUUACCCGGAAAUUGUUUGUGCUGCGGUGAUUGCAACCAGGCUGAAAUAGAGCCCCUCGCAGCACGCACGCGUGACAGCCGGAUUUCGGCCUUACUGUGGUUUUGGAUUUUUUCUUGUGAAAAAGUGCUCCAUGUUUAUCUACGUAAUUUGACCGAAGUCACUGUUAUUUUCAUAGAUCGAAAUGUCUAUUCAUGUUUUUUGAUAAAACCCACGUUUCUCAAAAGUAAAAACCCUUUCUUUGUCACAUGUUUGUCGACCUUUAGGAGGCAGUGUCUUCUCAGCACUGGUUUUGAUGUUUUUAGAUUAAAGAGCUUGAUUAAAAUAAUUUUGAGCAUCAUCAUAAGACAGCUUGCUUUCUGUCUUUUCAUACUUGUGCAACUUGCUAAAAGGUUCACGUCAUUUCAAGAUUGUAAAUACUCC
This is a messenger RNA of Thrips palmi, 2402 nucleotides long. Its product is annotated as gastrula zinc finger protein XlCGF8.2DB-like. The transcript is spliced from 4 exons. The record is from RefSeq and is a predicted model, not a curated record. NCBI's taxonomy places the organism in Eukaryota, Metazoa, Arthropoda, Insecta, Thysanoptera, Thripidae. Bases 548 to 1312 code for a protein of 254 amino acids.